Messenger RNA from Adineta steineri, 1704 nucleotides. The record is from the annotation of a GenBank genome assembly. NCBI's taxonomy places the organism in Eukaryota, Metazoa, Rotifera, Eurotatoria, Adinetida, Adinetidae.
AUGGCUGUUGUCAACGUUGAUUGUACAAUACGUAUUGGUUAUAUUUACAAUGCAACAUACGUUUCCACCAAUAUUACUGCUGUCAUAGCGUACAAUAAUUCAUGCUCUGAAUGUAUUUGCUAUGGAUUUUUAUCAACUGUACCUUCAUUGUAUGCAGGAAUGAACUGCUAUACAAAUAAUAAAACGUGUGCAUUAUUUGGUAGUUAUUUAUCAUUAUCGGCAAUCAAGAUUGAUCUUAAUUCAAUAUUUAUAUUUAUACAACAACCUUUAUCACAAAAUACAACAACGGAAUCGAUCGCGUCAUCAUCAUCGACAUCGACAAUUGCAUCAACAACGUCACCAUCAACGACUGUAUCGACCACGUUAUCACCAACAACAUUGACGACUGUAUCAACAACGUCACCAACAAUAUCAACAGCUGCAUCAACAAUAUCACCAUCAACAACGUCGACAACUACAUCAGCAACGUCAUCACCAACACUAACAACAGGCACAUCAACAACGUCACCAACAACAACAUCGAUAACUGCAUCAACAAUGCCAUCACCAACAACGGUUAUAUCAACAACGGCUAUAUCAACAACGUCACUACUAACAACAUCAACGACUGUAUCAACAACCACUGCUCCGUGCACCAAUAGAUUUCCGACACAAGUGACGUAUUCGACUGGUGUUGGCUCUGGACCGUACCCUGUUACAGUAGGUGAUGUCGAUGCAGACGGCACGCCCGACAUUAUUGUCACAAACUACAAAAUAGGCACAGUCGGUGUCCUUCUUAACGCAGGCAAUGGCACAUUUUUGGCACAAGUGGCCUAUCCGACUGGUAUUACUUAUGACACAUGGUCAGUGUCACUAGCUGAUAUGAAUGGAGACAGCAAACUCGACAUUGUUGUUGGAAACGCCGCUUCAAACAAUAUCGGUAUUCUCCUUAACACAGGUAAUGGUACGUUUGGUGCUCAAAUCACCUAUUCGACCGGCAGUGGUUCUCAUCCGUAUUCCGUGGUAGCAGUUGAUGUCGACGGAGAUAGCAAACCUGAUAUUAUUGCCGCAAACUACUAUUUAGGCAAUAUCGGUAUUCUCCUUAACACAGGCAAUGGUACGUUUAGUGCUCAAGUAACCUAUUCAGUUGGUAGUAGUCCAUUUUCUAUUACAACAGCCGAUGUCAAUGGAGAUGGCAAACCCGAUAUUAUUGUCGCAAAUACCGGUUCAGACAACGUCGGUGUCCUCUUCAACAUAGGUAAUGGUACAUUUGGUGCUCAAGUCACCUAUUCAACCGGCAAUGGUUCUGAACCAUAUUCAGUGGUAGCAAUUGAUGUCAAUGGAGAUAACAAGCCUGAUAUUAUUACCGCAAACUACAAUGCAUUCAACGUCGGUGUCUUCCUCAAUACAGGCAAUGGUACGUUUGUUGCUCAAGUCACCUAUUCAACUGGUGCUAGCUCUUACCCAUAUUACGUGUCAGCUGGGGAUGUUAAUGGUGACAGCUAUGCUGACAUUGUUGUUGCAAACUAUUGGGCAGAUAACGUCGGUGUUCUCCUCAACACAGGCAAUGGUACAUUUACUGUUCAAGUGGCUUAUUCAACCGGCUCUUGGUCGGAACCGUACUCUGUGAGAGUUGCCGAUGUCAAUGCGGACGGCACACUCGAUAUCAUUGCCGGCAACUAUUAUGCAGACAAUAUCGGUGUUUUCUUAUCAAAUUGCGGCUGA